This is a messenger RNA of Arachis duranensis, 1137 nucleotides long. RefSeq lists its product as uncharacterized. Gene Ontology annotation, molecular function: protein dimerization activity. The record is from RefSeq and is a predicted model, not a curated record. The coding region runs from base 1 to 1137 and encodes 378 amino acids. The transcript has 4 exons. Lineage: Eukaryota; Viridiplantae; Streptophyta; Magnoliopsida; Fabales; Fabaceae.
AUGGCUCAUUCUAAGCAUAUAGACAAAGUUCUUGAUAGGCAUAGUGAUGAAACUAUUGCAAAUAACCGCUUAAGGUUGAAGACAUCUAUUGAUGCUAUUCGAUGGCUUGCAUUUCAAGCAUGUGCAUUUAGAGGCGACGAUGAAAGUCCUGGAUCUUUGAAUAGGGGAAAUUUUAUUGAGUUAAUUAAGCUUUUAGCUUCAUGUAAUCAGAAUGUUAAUAAUGUUGUCCUUGAAAAUGCUCCUAGAAAUGCUCAAUAUAUAUCUCUCGGUGUUCAAAAAGAUAUGUUGCAUAUCUUUGCUAGAAAAGUGCGUGCAACAAUUCGAGAAGAAAUUGAAAUUUCAUCAGUUCUUUCUCAUCAUAAUCUUGAUGUUCAAAAUCUUAGGGGACAAAGCUUGCUAUGCAUGUUUGAUGCUACUUGUGAAGUUCUUGAAAAAAGCACUGAAGAAGGUAAUUUCUCCACUCGUGGUGAUGCUAGUGCUACUUAUGAUGCUAUCACAUCCUCUGAAUUUGUCUUUAUUUUGCAUUUGAUGAGAAAUAUUUUGGAAGUUAUUCAUGAUCUUUGUCAAGCUUUGCAACGAAAAAAUCAAGACAUAUUGAAUGCUUUAACUCUGUUGCAAGAGAUUAAUAGAAGAUUCAAUGAUAAUAUGGUAGAAUUGCUUACUUUAAGUUCAACUUUAGAUCUCAGAGAAAAUUAUAAGCUCUUUAGUGUCAACAAAGUAUGUGAAUUAGUAGAACGAUUUUAUCCAAGCGACUUCAGUGACCAAAAGAAAUUUCACAUUAGAAUUCAAGCUCAACAUUAUGAACUUGAUAUUCCUAAUCAUGUUGAGUUAACUAACUUGUACACAAUUUCAGAGUUAUGUCAAGGAUUAACGAAGAUAGGAAAGUCUUUAACAUAUCCUUUGAUUGAUCGUUUGAUUUGCUUGGUAUUAACUCUCCCUGUUUCAACUGCUACAACUGAGAGAUCUUUUUCAGCAAUGAAUAUUGUGAAGAAUAGACUCAGAAACAAAAUGGAAGAUGAAUUUCUUGCUGAUUGUCUUUUGAUUUAUAUUGAGAAGAAGAUUGCUGAAAGAUUUGACACCAAUUCUAUUAUCGAUGAAUUUUAUAAUAUGAAGAAUCGAUGUGUACCACUUCGUUAG